This is a messenger RNA of Dendroctonus ponderosae (mountain pine beetle), 696 nucleotides long. RefSeq lists its product as uncharacterized. NCBI's taxonomy places the organism in Eukaryota, Metazoa, Arthropoda, Insecta, Coleoptera, Curculionidae. The transcript has 2 exons. Bases 79 to 567 code for a protein of 162 amino acids. The record is from RefSeq and is a predicted model, not a curated record.
UCCCGCAUGGAUUUGAAAUCAACAAUCUGUUCUAACCUAUUUUUUUUAACCUGAUUGAUGUUAAGGCGGCUUUAAAACAUGUCUAUAGAUUUUGUCCCCACUAGGGCUUCGCUGCUGAAAGGAGCCCCUGAGAGCGAAUACGAAGAGGUCUCUUUUGUCGCCUAUAAAUCGAAGAAAAAGCCAAAGGCAGAGCAGCCAAAUGAGCCUACCAAGAAAAGCAGCGAUAAGGAGACUGAAUUCAAUAUGCGGAAGGCCAAAUACGAAAUUAUGAAGUUCGGGAUGUCCGGCUUUGAUCCCGAGAAGAAGGAGGAAGCCAAAAUUCGACAGCUCAUAAGUUUAGGAGCAAAACCGCCCAAAAAUAAGUACAAAAACUACAAACAAUUGAUGGCGGAGCGAAAGCUUGAGAAGCAGAAGCAGGAGUCCGAACAGAAAUUCCAACAGUUGGGCAAAAAUGUUGUGGGUAAGUCAACAGCGAAGGGCAAAAGUUUCGACAGGAAGAGGCGAAAAGAGGGCAUAUUAGAUAUUUACGGAAAAAUAGUGAGGGAUAAAACCAAGGGACCAAAGUGAGGCUUGGAAAUGGACAGGAGUCUUCGAAGUUGCUUGCUACAAAUAUAUUUUUAAACUAAUGAUAAAAGAGAAAUCUAUUUAUGCAUCGCAAUGCCCGGAGUGGAAAUAAACGUAUUUUUAGUUACAAAA